Molecule: messenger RNA, 1414 nt
Organism: Pisolithus orientalis
Lineage: Eukaryota; Fungi; Basidiomycota; Agaricomycetes; Boletales; Pisolithaceae
Product: kinase-like domain-containing protein
Exons: 6
Coding region: 419-1246 (275 amino acids)
Biological process (GO): protein phosphorylation
Molecular function (GO): ATP binding; protein kinase activity
Source: RefSeq, a predicted model, not a curated record
ACAAGGAACUUAGGAAACGAGAUCAUGAUUCAAGGCAUCCAGAGACAAAACUUGGACUUCAAUCACCCACAAGUUAGCUGUAUAUAGGCGAAGGUGGUGGCGGUGGCUAGGCGCCAACUUUGAGCCACCCUAAUCGUUCCCUCUCGACUCCAGAAACAGUGUUGGGAUAUAAGAUUCGAGCAAACCUGCAGUGUUUUUGGAACGAAUAUGUCGCUUCCCGCUGAUCCACCUAGGCGACAUGAAGCCGCUCAAGAAGACGUCGAUAAGUUGCUGAGACUUGGUUCACGGUAUUGCGUUGAUUUUGCAUGGCUCGUCGAACGAGACAAAACUCCAUCUCGUUAUGACGGUAUUUCCAUCACAUAUCGAGGGAUACUGCGCCCCGAGGGCAGGAAGGUAGCGGUCAAGACACUCCCGCCAUAUGCAUUUGGCGAAGAGGACCGCGGUCAAAAGUGGGCAGCGGGUGUUGCGGGAGGUAUACGUCUUGUGCCAGCUCCGCCACAAAAAUAUUCUUCCGUUGUUGGGUAUUACUACAACAUUCGAGAAGUCUAUUUCGAUAGUGUCACCUUGGAUGGAUCGAAAUGCACACGAAUACGUGCAGGAUCCCACCAUUGAUCCUCGCCCUUUGAUUUUAGGGAUAGCUAAAGGAUUACGCUACCUCCAUGAUCAUCAACCACCAGUAUACCACGGCGACGUGAAGGGACUGAAUGUCCUAAUAUCUGAUGAAGGACAGCCGCUUCUCACGGGUUUUAGUCUCUCCUUUCUUGUCAACUUUGCAUUUGAUCUACCAGUUGAGGUUCCCAUUGGGGGUACCCCGCGAUGGAUGGCUCCGGAAUGCUUUGGUAUUGACUCGGAUGCCAGCGGGGUGACUCCCAAGGCUGAUGCGUGGGCGUUUGGGAUGACUGCGCUGGAGCUUUUCACCAGGAGACUACCUUUUCAUAGUCUCAAUCAAUUUCCUGCCGUGAUGACCCGGAUCACGAGAGGUCCGCCACCGGACCUCCCCGGAGCAGAGUGCACUUACUCUCGUCUCACAGAAAAAUGGUGGCGGAUAUGUUCCUUGUGUUGGAAAUAUGAUCCGUCUCAACGACCCACGAUGUUGCGGAUUGUGGAGAUGAUUGUAGAUACCGAGAACGAUACCAAGGGCCAUACUGAGAGCCGUAUGGAGGAGAGUCUCACUGAGAAUCAUGCUACUCUGCCCUCCCGUUCCCGUUCGUGGCUGUCCAUAAGGUCAUUGUUCCGAAGAAAGUAGUGAGUUACUUUGGCCGGACUUCUGUAGUUAGCAUGUUUUAUGUGUUCACGUCGGUGCGGCCCCCUUUUUGUUGGACAAGCAGGCUGUGGUGUCAGUUUCAUGCACUAAUCAAUGAGUGGUAGGGCACCUGUGCAAAUAGAGCCCAGCUGGCAAUAAUUUAGAGAGACA